Molecule: messenger RNA, 1022 nt
Organism: Daldinia decipiens
Lineage: Eukaryota; Fungi; Ascomycota; Sordariomycetes; Xylariales; Hypoxylaceae
Product: POZ domain-containing protein
Exons: 4
Coding region: 232-558 (108 amino acids)
Biological process (GO): ubiquitin-dependent protein catabolic process
Cellular component (GO): elongin complex
Molecular function (GO): protein-macromolecule adaptor activity
Source: RefSeq, a predicted model, not a curated record
GUGCAUUUUAGUCUCCAUUUUAUAAAAAACCAGCCACUUCUGCCACUGCAGCCCCCACCUGUCCCACCAUGUUUUGAGGCGUUUGAAGCUCUACGCUAAGGUUAUUUCCUACUCAAAAUUUUCUUUUACCAGCCGCCUCUUAUUCUUCUUUUUAUCCAACUCAUCUACUUGCGUUGCCAAGCUGCAAGCACCCCCCCCAAGAACUUUGCCAAAUAUCUCUCAUCUCUCAAUAUGGCCACCAGCAGUUUCAGUCCGCACAAGUUCGUAACUCUAGUCUCGAGUGAUGGCUUCGAGUUCGUGGUGCUUCGGGAGGCAACCCUUGUCAGCCCUAUAAUAAAGAGCAUGCUGGAUCCGAAGAGCCAAUUCUCCGAGGCACGAAGCGGUCGAUGUGUCUUCGAAGAGAUAAACGGAAUGGUGCUCGAGAAGGUUAUCGAGUACUUCCACUACUGGUACAAGAACCGACAAAGAGAAGACGUCCCGGAUAUGGAAAUCCCCGUAGAGCUUUGCCUCGAGCUCUUGAUGGCUGCGGACUACUUGGGACUCGAUAAGCCAACCUAGGUUGUCCAACAGCCAACUGAAUCGACUGCACUGAGGUUAGGCAGUAUGUCACUGGAUAUGGGACGGGGCCGGCGUUUACUGAAGUUUACUGGCGUUAUGAUACCACCACACAACCAUUACGAUAAUGUUUAUUUCUAAACCCAGGUAGAGGUAAUGACUGACGAAGACUGAAUGGAAUUGGAUAUUCAUAACUAAACUCACUCUUCGAUAAAGUUAAUACGAUGGUAAGUCCGACGUAGAGAACAAAGCCUCCCAACCAACAUAACCCAUCUAAGCAUAUGCGUUCAACUCUUAACUCUUCCGUGGGUUGAAUGUCUAUAUCGGAUGGGAGAUCAACAUCAUUCCCCGUCACUCUGCGUGGCUUGUGUUUCUCUGUAGAGACCAUGCUUUUUAGGAAGGGAUACAUUUCUAUUACAUCUACUAGGCCCUCUAUAGGAGAAUCAUAAUUUCCAAAUCAAAGUCAU